Molecule: messenger RNA, 1304 nt
Organism: Pleuronectes platessa (European plaice)
Lineage: Eukaryota; Metazoa; Chordata; Actinopteri; Pleuronectiformes; Pleuronectidae
Product: endophilin-A1
Exons: 8
Coding region: 1-1161 (386 amino acids)
Biological process (GO): synaptic vesicle uncoating
Cellular component (GO): glutamatergic synapse; cytoplasm; presynapse
Molecular function (GO): protein binding
Source: RefSeq, a predicted model, not a curated record
AUGUCUGUCGCAGGGUUGAAGAAGCAGUUUCAUAAAGCUACCCAGAAAGUCAGCGAGAAGGUGGGAGGAGCCGAAGGAACCAAGUUAGACGAUGACUUCAAAGAAAUGGAAAAGAAGGUGGACCUCACCAGCAGAGCGAUGCUGGACAUCAUGACCAGAACCACAGAAUACCUCCAACCUAACCCAGCUUCCAGAGCAAAGCUGAGUAUGUCCAACACCAUGUCCAGGAUCCGCGGGCAGGAGAGAGGACCUGGUUACCCGCAGGCGGAGACCGUCCUGGGCGACGCCAUGCUGAGGUUUGGACGGGAGUUAGGAGAGGAGUCCUGCUUCGGCCUGGCGCUGAUGGACGCUGGAGAGUCGAUGAAGGAGCUCGGGGAGGUGAAGGACGCUCUGGACAUGGAGGUCAAACAGAACUUCAUCGACCCGCUGCAGAACCUCCACGACAAAGACCUCAAAGAGAUUCAGCAUCAUCUGAAGAAGAUGGAGGGCCGCCGUCUGGACUUCGACUACAAGAAGAAGCGUCAGGGCAAAGUUCUGGACGAGGAACUCAAACAGGCGCUGGAGAAGUUUGACGAGAGCAAAGAGGUCGCGGAGCAGAGCAUGUUCAACCUGUUGGAGAGCGACAUAGAGCAGGUGAGCCAGCUGGCUGCUCUGGUCCAGGCCCAGUUGGAGUAUCACAGCCGAGCAGCAGAGAUCCUCCAGCAGCUCUCCAGCAAGAUGGAGGACAGGAUUAAAGAAGUGUCCGGUAGACCCAGGAAGGAGUACGCUCCCAAACCCCGGCUGACCCUGGAGCUACUGCCCCCCAGUCAGGGCCACAACGGGGGGGUCCACUCCACCAAAUCCCCCAGAAGGUCCCCAGGUAGAUCCACUGGUUCUCCACAGAGUCACAUGGAGCAGCUCAGUAGUUUUGGUGUGAGGCUGAAGCUCGGGGUGUCCCCCUCUCUUGUCCCUCUGUCCCCCACAGUGCCCAUGGACCAGCCCUGCUGCCGAGCUCUGUACGACUUUGAGCCGGAGAACGAGGGGGAGCUGGGCUUCAAGGAGGGCGACGCCAUCACCCUGACCAAUCAGAUCGACGACAACUGGUACGAGGGCAUGAUCCACGGCCAGUCGGGCUUCUUCCCCAUCAACUACGUGGACAUCCUGGUGCCACUCCCUCAUUAGACCCCCCCGCCUUCACCACUCCAGGACCAGACGGCCUGGAUUUACAUAAUAGACAAACCACGUCCUCCCUCUACUUCUUCUUCUGUGCUUCUGUGCCAUUCUGCUUUCACAAAGUGGACCGAGCCGAGGGAGGAGCCUGAGGU